This is a messenger RNA of Aspergillus nidulans FGSC A4, 2148 nucleotides long. RefSeq names its product putative cell cycle control protein (Cwf19). Gene Ontology annotation, cellular component: nucleus; post-mRNA release spliceosomal complex; U2-type spliceosomal complex. The record is from RefSeq and is a predicted model, not a curated record. Gene Ontology annotation, biological process: mRNA cis splicing, via spliceosome. NCBI's taxonomy places the organism in Eukaryota, Fungi, Ascomycota, Eurotiomycetes, Eurotiales, Aspergillaceae. The coding region runs from base 1 to 2058 and encodes 685 amino acids. The transcript has 3 exons.
AUGACGCUGGAGGACUUCGAAAAAUCUCUUGCGGAGGAGCGCGAGCGCGAAAGGCGACGCGAGAAGAGCGACGGGGACAAGCAUCGCCACCGGCAUCACGACCGCGAGCGUGACCGUGAUCGCGACAGAGACCACCGUCGGGAUCGAGACCGCAGCAGGGAGCAUCGGCAUCGGCACCGCUCCCACCGCCACCAUUCGCGCUCCCGAGAAAGAGGAUCGGACAGGAACAAUGAAUCGCACAGGGACGAUGGCCACCGGCAUAAACGCUCGCGGCAGUCUUCCGACCAUGGCGAGGAUAGGGACCACCAUAAGCGUAGACACCGGGAAAAAGAGGGUCGGGAGGAUGAGCCCGCAACGACGGCGGAAAUCACGCAAGAAGAGCCAGCACGAUUGAAAAGAGAUGCGUGGAUGGAAGCGCCGUCCGCGUUGGACAUCGACUAUGUCCAGCGGCGCGAAAAGACACGACUCGAGCAGGAGCCGAAACCACGAAUGCUGCAGGCGGACUUUGAGCUUAAAAUCCACAACAAGGAGUUGAACACCCACUUGCGCGAUCUGAGAGAUGGCAAGGCACUCGAGGAGAUUGAGCAGGAGCCGGCUGAACAUGAGGUCAAUUACACCUUCGGCGAUGCGGGUUCAAGCUGGAGAAUGACCAAGCUCAAAGGCGUGUAUAGGGAGGCGAAGGAAAGUGGUCGUUCCGAGGAGGAGGUUGCCAUUGAGCGCUUCGGGGAUCUGCGCUCUUUUGAUGAUGCCCGUGAAGAGGAAGCGGAAUUGGAGCGCCGCGAAACGUACGGUGAGGGCUACGUUGGGAAGGAGAAGCCUACGGGUGAACUAUUCCGAGAGCGCAAGCAACAAGAAAAUGUCCACCGUGAUGUGCAUGAGCACCUCCGGGAUCCUGAGAAGGAGUUCAGCGCUCCGCAAAUGAUGCGAGCGAAGCUCAGGGCCGCUCCAGAUGCUGCUGAGCUCGAGGAGCAAUAUAAUGCCGCCGCGGCUGCUAUGGCUAAUAGGAAGGAACCGGACGUUAUGGUGCUCGGAGUCAUGGAGAAUAGAAUGCUGGCCGGGAAGAGGAACGAAGUUAAAGCCAUACAGACGAAACGCGGCUUGGAGCGAGGAAAGGUCGAAGAGAAUGAGGACAUGACGAUUGAGGAUAUGGUCCAAGAAGAGCGUAGGAGUCGCGGCCAGUUUGGCGGAGAGGGACGACGUCUCGCCGAGAGGAUUGCGAAGGACAGCAGGUUCGAAAAUGAUCUAGAGUACAUGGACGACAAUGCUUCCAAACUGGCUCGCCGGGUUCAUCGCUCCGAGAUCGACCUCAGGAAUACCACAAUUAACGAGCUACAAAAGAUGAACAAGAUCCUGGACAACUGCCCACUAUGCCAUCACGAAGACACGAACACCCCCCCAGUCGCCCCAGUCGUGUCUCUUGCGACACGAGUCUACCUGACACUCCCAACCGAGCCCGAAAUCAGCCCCGGCAGCGCCACCAUUGUCCCAAUACAGCAUCGCACCAACCUCCUAGAAUGCGACGACGACGAAUGGGAGGAGAUUCGCAACUUCAUGAAGAGCCUCACUCGCAUGUAUCAUGACCAAGGCCGCGAUGUCAUCUUCUACGAAAACGCUGCGGCACCCCACCGGAAGCGCCACGCAUCUAUGGAGGCCGUCCCCCUCCCCUACAGCCUAGGAGAAACUUCACCGGCAUUUUUCAAAGAGGCCAUACUCUCUUCUGAUGAGGAGUGGACGCAACACCGCAAGCUCAUCGAUACGCUCACCAAGUCCAAGCAGGGUCUCGGCCGAAACGCCUUCCGCCGCUCCCUUGCCAAGGAAAUGCCCUACUUCCACGUUUGGUUCCAGCUUGACGGCGGAUUGGGCCAUAUUGUUGAAGAUGCCAAUCGGUGGCCGAAAGGCGAUCUCUUUGCGCGCGAGGUCAUUGGAGGCAUGUUAGAUGUUGGCCCCGAGGUGAUUAAGAAACAGGGACGCUGGACACGAGGAGGAGACCGGCGAGUUGGCGGGUUCCAGAGCCGGUGGAGGAAGUUUGACUGGACGAGGGUGCUUGUUGAGGGCUGAGCUCUGUAUUCCAGUAAGAACUGGAAAUAACCCGUUCCAGCCUGAAUACAGGCCCUCUCUGAAACAAUAUAGUUUGCCGCUUACUGGCGC